CCGCUGCAUGUGACGUCACGGCUGGGCGGGGCUUGUUUUCAAACCCAGACGCAGGCUCACAGCGAUGAAGAUGGCGGCGCUGGGGUCCGCCAAACCCGCUGGAGUGGGGCAGAGGCGCGCUCCUCUGAGUCUAGAGGAGGUCCGGUGCCCGGUGUGCUCCGAGAUCCUGCUGGAGCCUGUGACGAUGCCGUGUGGACACUCGGUGUGCCUGCACUGCUUCCAGCGCACGGUGAAGCUGAGCAGCCUGUGCUGUCCGCUGUGCCGGCUGCGGGUGUCCAGCUGGGCCCGGAAACAGUCCCGGGAGAAGAGCCUGAUCAACACCGAGCUCUGGGAGCUGAUCCGCCGCAGCCAUCCGGAGAGAUGCCGGCGGAGGCUGGAGCAGAGAGACGGACAGACCGCCGACGGAGAAAUUUUCCGUGCACCUGUACCAAUUCAGAAAUCUGGAGAAAUGCGUCAAGAUUUCGAGAAACAAAAGAUGAAGGGUGGAAGCAAUGAGGAAACCGAAGAGAGAAAGAAAAAAAUCCACAGAAAAGAAGAGUGUGGGAUGCUGAAGCUUUGUCAAUGUCCUUUCUGUGGGCCGUCAGACUCGGAGAAUGAAAAGCCGGUGGGAAAGAGGACCAGACAUGUCUCAGCAUUUGUGCGAAAAACAAGAUGCUCCCCUGCUUUCAAUAGAUGCUGUCUUCAUAGCAGUGCUGUUCAGAGGAGCAGGAGCUGUACAGAUUCUGAGGAUGGAAGAGGAAAAACCAGAGGUCACACACAUCAUGUCCUUCCUGACAAGGCUAUCAUCACUCAUAGUUACAACGCUGGAAUCCUUCUCUCCUCGGAAAACAGUCGUUCUUUCUCAGCCCCGGUGCUGAGCCUAGAUAAGAGACACCACUGGCGGGGCAUCCAUACCUCAUCCUCGUCACUCGUACUUCAAACGAAACCAGAGAGGUCCAUUAGCCCCGAGAGCAACGAUAGCAUAUCAGAAGAACUCAACCAUUUCAAGCCUAUUGUCUGCUCGCCAUGCACUCCACCCAAAAGGCUUCCCGAUGGGCGACUGUUGGAGCCUACGAUCGUGAAGUCAACCCCAAGGAACUUGACACGCUCUCUGCACAAGUCCACAAGCUACGAGGCCAGCCCGACCAUCUUGCAGAAGUGGAAGCAGAUUGAAGUUGAUCGUCAGUGCAUCAAGGUGACCUCAAAAGGUACAGUCACGAGUCCGAUCGCAGAGGACGUAAGCCUUAAACUGAGUCCCGUUGAAGAAUGGGACAGCCGACUCUGCAGUUGUGCUGUAGCCAAGGACAGCUCGCAAGAUCAUCAGUGCAUUUGUGAUUCAAGUGCUAAGGAUCGGAAGGAUAAACCUGUAGUCUGUAAUAAACGACGGCUUUUAUUUGAUCAUUGUAGCAAAGAGGAAGCUCGUGCUCGCAUCAGGUCGACAGCUCAAACCAUUGCAGAUAAUUUAUCCGCAAAAAGGCCUAGCAGAUGUGAAGAACUCUGUAAACCCACAGAAAUUUGUGAAGCGAUGCUUGAUAAACACGCUGGACACUGUAAUCACGGUACGAAAGACCCGGAGAACUUCGUAAAUGAGCCUACCACCAGGAGCUGUGUACUUAACAGACCUACCUCAAGAAGGGGCAAGAAGAGAAGCCACAAAACCAAACAUUUGGACAACACCCUACAGACAAAAGUGUCCCGGACAGAUGUCUGUGACAGGCUUGAUGAUAUGAUUGUCCAGCGAAUGAAUCGGGAAAAGGAGGAUCGAGAACUGGCACUAAAGCUACAGAGACAGUUUGACAGAGAACGUAAAAAAGUGGACAGGUACAAAACGAGUCGUAACAAAUACGAACUUCGGUCCUGGUCUACAAAUGCUGGGAUAGUAGGACAUAAUACACGCAGAUCAGAAAGAAUCUCCAAAAGAAAUGAGCACUUUAACUACAGCUGUUAAAGUGACCUCCGGUUAUGGUAGUGUUUUAUUGUUAUGAUUUUAUUUUCUUUGUUGAGGCACUACAGAGGCUUUCUAACAUCUAGAUUAGUAUUGCAAGAUAAGGUAUUUACUUUCUUGACUUUUCAUUCAAAGCAACUUGCAUUAAUCGAGCCAAUCCUGUUCCUGGAGAUCUUAAAAAGUUCAUUUUAAACCAAGGUCAAACACAACUGAACCAACUAAUAAAGAUCUUCAAGAGCGCUUGAUAAUUACAAACCGUUGUGUUGGAUCUGAACUCUGCAGGAAUGGGAUUUAUAAGUCUUUUUAGUUCUUCAAUCCAGUGAGGAUGACAGUACUCCUUACAAUCCCUUUGUGCUCAUCACAAUUGUUCCUCAAGAAGUUUGCUUGCAUGUUUUAUGGCCAUCAUAGGACAUUUGUUAAACCUGAAGGUGUUUUGUACAAAAUUGUAGCAUAACUCCUUUUAUUUAUAACUUAUAGUGUCUUUGAAAGAUCUCUCUUGACACAUCCAUCUAUCAGACAACUCUUUUGUUAACAAUUUACAUGGAAACGAGUAAAAAUUGUAGCCUUAGGCCAGCAAACUACUCCACACAAGUACGUAGAUGCAAAUGCUUGCUCAACAAUUUGCAAGACUCGCAGUCUUGUUGUACGUAACCUGUUUACUUUGUUCUUGUUUUACUGCGAUGGAAACGAACCUCAGUAACUCAAUGCAGUGAUAGAAUUACCUUCAAAUGUUUCUGCCAUUAACCAAAAUGUAUUUUUUGUAGCUCUCCCUGUGUGAGAGGGUUAUGAGAUAGCAGCGGCUUGAGUUUAAAAGAGUACACAUUUAUAGCAUAUUAUAUUUAAUUAUCGUGACUUAUGAAGAAAAAUGGAGCAGCUGCUGGACAAAGAUGAAACUUUCUAGAGCGCAUGCGAUCAAAUGGAGUGUACUUUGAAAGGCGUACUCGAAGUACAAAAACAAAGUAUACUUUGGACUUAAGGCAGAUUUUUUUAUCUGGCUAUUUAUAUGGAAUCUGAAAAUUGUGAGUGACUAUUGUACUUAGCUCCAAUAGCAAUUAAAUUACAUCAAGGCAAUGAUUUGAUUGGUUUACGAGGCAUACCAUGAUCCAGGUUGACCAUUAUGCUUUUUUUUUUGGGCCAUAUAGAUUGGUAUCGCCCCGUACAGUAAUAUCU
Messenger RNA from Carassius carassius (crucian carp), 3094 nucleotides. It is a transcript of the gene rnf169, whose product is annotated as ring finger protein 169. The record is from RefSeq and is a predicted model, not a curated record. Bases 65 to 1927 code for a protein of 620 amino acids. Gene Ontology annotation, cellular component: site of double-strand break; nucleus. Gene Ontology annotation, biological process: double-strand break repair. The transcript is spliced from 6 exons. Gene Ontology annotation, molecular function: nucleosome binding; metal ion binding; ubiquitin-protein transferase activity. Lineage: Eukaryota; Metazoa; Chordata; Actinopteri; Cypriniformes; Cyprinidae.